Lagenorhynchus albirostris (white-beaked dolphin) is the source of this 1065-nucleotide messenger RNA. It is a transcript of the gene HSD17B8, whose product is annotated as hydroxysteroid 17-beta dehydrogenase 8. Lineage: Eukaryota; Metazoa; Chordata; Mammalia; Artiodactyla; Delphinidae. The transcript has 8 exons. The record is from RefSeq and is a predicted model, not a curated record. Gene Ontology annotation, molecular function: estradiol 17-beta-dehydrogenase [NAD(P)+] activity. The coding region runs from base 13 to 879 and encodes 288 amino acids. Gene Ontology annotation, biological process: estrogen biosynthetic process.
UCGCCACCCGCCAUGGCGUCUCAGCUCCGGCUUCCCUUCGCGCUGGCUCUGGUCACAGGUGCUGGUAGUGGCAUCGGCCGAGCAGUGGGUGUGCGCCUGGCCGCUGAGGGGGCCACUGUGGCUGCUUGCGACCUGGACGGGGCAGCGGCACGGGAGACGGUGCGGCUGCUGGGAGGGCCGGGAAGCCACGAGGGGGCACCCCGCGGGGCCCACGCAGCCUUCCAGGCUGACGUGUCCGAGGCCGGGGCCGUCAGGCGCCUGCUGGAUCAAGUGCAGGCCUGCUUUUCUCGCCCGCCAUCUGUCGUUGUGUCCUGUGCGGGCAUCACCAGGGAUGAGUUUCUGCUCCACAUGUCUGAGGAUGACUGGGACAAAGUCAUAGCUGUCAACCUCAAGGGCAUCUUUCUAGUCACUCAGGCUGCAGCCCAAGCCCUGGUGUCCAGUGGCUGUCCUGGCUCCAUCAUCAACAUCAGUAGCAUCGUAGGGAAGGUGGGGAACGUGGGACAGACAAACUACGCAGCAUCCAAGGCUGGAGUGGUUGGGCUGACCCAGACUGCAGCCCGGGAGCUUGGACGGUCAGACACCUGGGGCCAUGUGGAAGGUCUGAGGGAGGGUCAGUGUUCAGUCCUCUCUGGAGUCAGCAGCCACUCUCCUUUCCACAGACAUGGGAUCCGCUGUAACUCUGUCCUCCCAGGGUUCAUUAAAACACCCAUGACACAGAAAGUGCCACAGAAGGUACUGGACAAGGUGACUGGAAUGAUCCCACUGGGACAUAUGGGGGACCCUGAGGAUGUGGCAGAUGUGGUCGCGUUCUUGGCAUCUGAAGACAGUGGAUACAUCACAGGGGCGUCAGUGGAAGUCACUGGAGGUCUUUUCAUGUAACUGCCUCAAGGACCCCGGACUCUGCUCACUAUCCCACCACUCUGCCGGGCCUCCUGCUGAUGAGGACUCAGAGUUCCCAGGCUACAAAAGGGGUGGCAGUGUAUGGCUCAGGAAUGCUGAAUAUGGGAGGCAGGGGUGCUUGUGACCCUAAUAAAUUCCAAAUCCUCUUCCCUGCCACCUCCGGUU